Molecule: messenger RNA, 588 nt
Organism: Camellia sinensis
Lineage: Eukaryota; Viridiplantae; Streptophyta; Magnoliopsida; Ericales; Theaceae
Source: RefSeq, a predicted model, not a curated record
AUGGGAAUUCCUCUUUAUUUGGAUGAGCCAACUUUCAAGAGAAGCAGACUUACGUUUGCGAGAAUAUGUAUUGAAGUGCCAGCAAAUAAAGAGAUCCCUAAGUCUUUCAAAAUAAAUCUUGGUUAUGGUGACCCAUAUGAGAUUCAAGUUGAGGUACCAUGGAAGCCCCAAAGGUGUGAUGGUUGUAAGACUUUUGGCCAUACCACUAAUUUGUGCCCUCAAAAGCCAAAGUCUUUGAACCCUCCCUCUUUCAAACAUGAGUGGAGAGUCAAGGACACUAAAACACAAAUUCCGACUAAAUGGGAAGUGGUGAAGAAAAAGGGGAGAGAUGGUGGGCAAGGUUCAACGCCAUUGAUCAACAAAGAGAGAGAGACGCAGUCUUCUCUCCCCUCAACAUCUAAUGCCUUUGAUGUCCUUGAAUCGUGUGAUAUGGACGAGUUAGGAAAUGGAGAUUCAAGUCAAGAGUUGAGAAAUAGAAGGAGUCCAUCUCCAAGUGAUCCUAGUUAUGGGGAGACUUCAAAAGAGGAUAACAGAAGAAAACUUAAAGCGAAACUUCAUGACUUGAAGAAUGCUAGAAGGAAAUUCUGA